Messenger RNA from Pundamilia nyererei, 1495 nucleotides. RefSeq names its product histone-lysine N-methyltransferase EHMT1-like. The transcript is spliced from 10 exons. The record is from RefSeq and is a predicted model, not a curated record. Bases 1 to 1113 code for a protein of 370 amino acids. Lineage: Eukaryota; Metazoa; Chordata; Actinopteri; Cichliformes; Cichlidae. Gene Ontology annotation, biological process: negative regulation of transcription by RNA polymerase II; peptidyl-lysine dimethylation. Gene Ontology annotation, cellular component: chromatin; nucleus. Gene Ontology annotation, molecular function: histone H3K9 methyltransferase activity; p53 binding; zinc ion binding.
AUGGCGACUUCAGAAGAGAAUGUCUGCCUACACUGGGCCGCUCUAUCAGGCUGCGAUGACAUUGCCCAGGCUCUGCUAGAGGCUCGAUGCGACCUAAAUGCUGUGAAUGUUCAUGGUGAUACACCACUUCAUGUCGCUGCCAGAGAGAACCACCUGGAGUGCAUAUUGUUGUUUCUGUCUCGUGGAGCUGAUGUCAGUCAAAGGAACAGGGAUGGAGAAACAGCUCUGGACUGCUGUGCUUCCGGUUCCAAAGUGUGGACAGCCCUUAAUACCAACAAGAAGCUGACUGAUGCCAGGAGAGGAAGGGAAGGCCGUGGAGAGAGAGUGCUCAGCAGGGACAUUUCUCGGGGGUAUGAGGCAGUGCCUAUCACCUGUGUUAAUGCUGUGGACAGUGAGCCAUUGCCUGAAAACUUUAAAUAUAUACCAGACAGCUGUGUCACCUCCCCGCUGAACAUAGACAAAGAUAUCACUCACUUACAGCACUGCACCUGCACAGAUGACUGCUCAUCUAGCACCUGCAUAUGUGGCCAGCUCAGCUUGCGUUGUUGGUAUGACAGUGAGGGUCGACUACCAAUGGACUUCUGCCAGCGGGAGCCCCCGGUGCUGUUUGAAUGUAACCAUGCAUGUUCCUGCUGGAGGACCUGCAGGAACCGUGUGGUCCAGAAUGGACUAUGGGUCCGGCUACAGCUGUUCAGAACACAGAAUAUGGGCUGGGGAGUGAGAGCCAUGCAGGAUAUCCCUCAAGGAACAUUCAUUUGCGAGUAUGUUGGCGAGAUCAUCACAGAUGGAGAGGCUGACAAAAGAGAGAAUGAUUCCUUCCUGUUUACUCUCGACAAUAAGGUUGGGGAUGCCCAUUGUAUUGAUGCAAGACUCUUUGGCAACAUUGGUCGCUUCAUCAACCACCUGUGUGAGCCCAACCUACUGGCUGUGAGGGUGUUCACCAUGCACCAGGACUUACGCUUCCCCCGGAUAGCCUUCUUCUCCAGUCGGUCCAUCAAAGCUGGAGACCAGAUAGGGUUCGAUUAUGGUGAUCACUAUUGGAGGGUGAAAAGCAAGUACUUCAGCUGUCAGUGUGGAUCUAAUAAGUGUCGUCACUCAGUUGCUAGUAAAUAGAAAUUCACUGAUUCCUCUUUGUUACUGUGGCCUCUUUAAUGUAAGAAACACUGCCCCCUGAACCAGACACCAUGUAAGAGUAAUGUCAUGACUACACGCAGUUAUGUUGUCUGAUAUUUACCUGAAAUGAAAGAGAGACAUGUUUUAAUCACCAAAGCACAAGAUCUAACUUAUUAUAAUGAAGUUACUUUUCUGCCAGAAAAAAUAGUGCUAAUGAAGACUGAGAGACACAGAUGAUUUUUACAUUCAUGGAUUCUUCCUUUCAUAUUUCUACAUGUGGAAUAAUGAAGUUAACUGAUUUGUGGUAGUCUGAGUUCUUUUGUGAACUUUUAAGUUUUUAACCUCAUGUUUGCUUUGUAGUCAUUAAACAUAUUUUAUAUCA